UGCCCCCCCCGAACAGAGUAGUCCCCCCGCCCCCCCUCCGAUCUCCCAGCCGACUGCCAUGAAUUACCAGAGCGCUGCCAUGAGCCACCAGAGCCCUGCCAUGAGCCACCAGAGCCCUGCCAUGAGCCACCAGAGCCCUGCCAUGAGCCACCAGAGCCCUGCCAUGAGCCACCAGAGCGCUGCCAUGAGCCACCAGCCCGCACCCAUGGCACAGCCCCCACCGCCGAUCAUGAACCAGAGUCAGCCCGUCAGUCAGCACCAACCUCACCCCGUCAAACAGCAACCAAGUAGUCAACAGGCUUCGAACAGUCAGCCGAUCCAGGCUCAACCACAUCCGCAGAUUAAUAUACUUCGUGGCAACUCAAUGGAGAGCAGUCCCGGGCGCAGCGGAGACCCAGCCGUGGCGGGAGAGGCGCCCAGGUGUUCUGACUCCUCCUCCACCGCCUCCUCCGUGAGUCCUCCUGACAAGCGCUGUGACUCAGGCAUCCACUCGCAGGCUUCUUACUCAUCCUCAUCAGCAUCGCACUCCAAAUCGGGAUCUUCUGGUUCCGAAAGCUGCGUGCCUCUUGCCCCUGGUGCUGGCCCCCCUCGCUCUUCCAGUGUCGAUAACCUGUGUCGGAACCAGCCCCCGCCACCGCCCCCGGAGCCGUGCGUCAAGAGCCUCUCCCUGCAGCGGGGCGCCAUGCCUCCCUCCGUACAAACGAGCCAGGCCGACCAAGCCUCCGCCGCGGGCAAGUCGGGUCGGCUGAACAUCGAGGUGGUCGGCGGAGGCUACGGCUUCCUCCCGCCGUCGAAGUUCGUGGCCUCCGAGCCGGUCUACAGCGACGCCUCCACGCCGGUCGUGAUCAAGCGACGGAGCUCCGUGACGGCUGUCGAGCCCGACACGCCCCCCUACGAGCGCUCAGGCUCCUCCUUCAGCACAUUCACGGAGCCGCAGCUACCGCGGGCAGUCCUCCGGGGGCCCCACUACCCAGCGACCAAGGCCCAGACGGUGGCAUCGCAUGGCAUACGCGCGCGCCGCCUGCCCGCAGCCGACGCUAAGCAUAACACUAUUGCUGGGGUCGUUCCGCCUAAGGGCUUCCACCAGCCGGGCCACAUCGACUCGCGCUACUUUUCCGUGCCCGCCGUCAAGCCGCCAGCUGAUGUGCCCGUAAGAUUAUGAUUUGAUGGACCUGUAUCGUCUGAACGAGAAAGUCAGUGAAGGAAGGUAUGAGAUCAGUAGCACUUGGAAUUACGAGGAAGGAGAAGCAGGAACUUCAGGGUGCAUAUGCUCAUUCCAAGGAAUCUGCUGCGUAUUACCAGUAUGUGCAUGUGUAGAUGAAACGUACCAGUAACACAGUCUACGGGGACCAGAUGUUUACAGGACUGAACAGUUUAGAGUGAUAGUGAUGUAAGGUGAAAAUAUGUUAGUGAUAUGAGAUGAGGGAGACCUAAGUGUGCGUACCAGAUAAACAUGCUAAGAGGGUCUGGCUGCACUCAAUGAGGAAGACUAUACAGUCAUGUUAGAAGUGCACGUAUAGUCAUCGCUAGUCGUAGCUUUUUAAGAAGUGAAAACUAAGUCAGUAGUGUUAAACCCGGUGAAAAUGUUUGAGUGAAAGACAGGCCAUUGUUAGGACUGAGAAACUUGGGAGAAAGAAACACAGUGAACUCUGCAGACCCAUUAUAUACAUCUGUAACUAUGGCAUAUUGUUGCAUUAGUGGGAGUUUCCAGAUGGUCCUUGUAUGUGCUGAAUGUAGUGGUGGCUUAAUAGAGGAAAACUUCGGAAGACACAUAUCAGCUUGCUCUGGCACAAAGUGUAGAAGAGCAUUGUCUGACUUAGUAUGGAGAGCAUAUCCACAUAAUGUGACACUAAGCAUUUGCACAUCUCCCAGUUUAGAUGUUGGGUGUUCACGUCAAGUGCAACUGCUCAAUAUUGCCCUUUGUACCCAUUACAUAUAUCUAAACUCUCGUAGUUUCUUACGGAAUUGGAGUAACUUUGAAGAAAAAAAAUAUGCCUUAAAGGGAGUUGUGACAAGACUAAAUACUGAUUGUAAAUCAUGUGUGGUGUACAACAAAAUACAUUGAAUGAUUUAAAAUCAUUUGUGAUGUUCCAGAGAAUGCUUUUAACUGAUUGUACAUUGUAUGCGAUAUACCAGACAAAUGCUUUUCUUAAAGUUAAUAAGAAAAUAGAUUUUUUGUAUGAGGUCACACAGCAUAAGCAUGUAGCUUUAGACAAUAAGUGUUUUUCCAAAUGUAAUGCAUGGUUAUGUUCUGGUCAGUGAUGAACAAUCCUAUGAGACAGAAUGCAUAUGGAAUUUCUGUUUUACAAUUCACAUGUGAUUCAAAUUGGAUCAGAGGUUUGUCUCGUUUGUACUGAAACUUAAUAUUCAGGUUUUGUGAAUAACAGAUACUCAUACAAGGAAAAAAAUUGAUUAAAUUUACAGAAAAGGCAAAGUUUAUUUCAGUCCUUUUUGUUGAUGAAUGUGCUUAUUUGAGAAUGACGUAAAUGUAAAAAAAAAAAAAGAUAUCAUUAAGAGUUUUCCAAAAAAGUACAUAGUUCUUAAACCUCUAAAGAUGGUAUUUAACACAGCAGUGGAUAUGUUGUCAGCAUUAAUGCAUGAAUGUACAGAAUCCUCUUAAUUGUGUAUAGAGGAUGACAUUUGUAAGUUGUCAUGAGUUAUCUUGAUGGAUUAGUGUUGAUAUACUUACACUUUUUGUCUCUGUUUUGUCCUAUCUGAAAUGUAAUAUAUGUUGGUAUACAGUAUGAUGCCGUAUACACAUAUAUGUCCUAAUAUAAUUUAAACAAUUAUGAUUCCUAAUAUUAUAUUUUCAAAUAUUAAAUUUUAUUUUUGCAAAUAAGAUUUUGCUUAUUUGUAAUUUUAUAUAACGGUUGUAUUCCAGAGUUGUAUAUAUCGGAGAACUUUUGUGAGGUGUGUAAAUAUAUACAAUAAGCUGUUAGAGGAGGCAUGAAAGUGCUAUUGAUCAUGCUGAAGAUCAAUAAGGGUCAUUAUCCCAUGAAUCAAAAUUUUAGUUAAGAAUCCUUAGCUUUACCAGUUUCAAUGAAAGGAAAGAAAAGGAUAUUGGUAUUUGGAAAUGGAAAAAAAAAAGAACAUAAAAGUGUUCAGGGUAUAUACUAUGAGUCUGUGCUAGAAAGGUGUCUUCAAUAGAGGUAUGUUAUCAUUGUGAGAUUGUUAUUUAGGACUUUUCGUUUGAAAGGGGGAGGGAAAAAGGGGAGAGGAUAAAAAUAAACCCUGAAUUCUUAAAUAUAAGAUUUACUCAUUAAAAAAAAAAAAAAGAAUUAUGAUAAAUAUAUAAAGUCAUAUAUUUGGAAUUGCUUUCAUGUAAUUAUGGAUGUGUUACAUAAACAAAGACUAUUUUUCUUUUUGCAUUACUUCCAUCUUUAUUGUUUUAUCCUGUGUGAAGGUCAAGGCUAGGAAUAUGUUAUAUAUGAACAUGUGUGUAUAUUCAUGUUUGUGAAUGUGUGUUUGUGUCUGUUGUUUUUUUAAUGUGUCUGUAUCCAUAUUCAUGUCAGAGUGUGCAUGUACAUGAGAGUGAGAGAGAGAGUGAGAGUGUGUGUGUGAGAGUGAGAUUGAGAGAGAGAGAGUGAGAGUGAGUGAAUGAGUGAGAGAGUGAGUGAAUGAAUGAAUGAAUGAGUGAGUGAGU
Molecule: messenger RNA, 3643 nt
Organism: Penaeus monodon (black tiger shrimp)
Lineage: Eukaryota; Metazoa; Arthropoda; Malacostraca; Decapoda; Penaeidae
Product: proline-rich protein LAS17-like
Exons: 4
Coding region: 59-1162 (367 amino acids)
Source: RefSeq, a predicted model, not a curated record